This is a messenger RNA of Ctenocephalides felis (cat flea), 645 nucleotides long. RefSeq lists its product as uncharacterized. The coding region runs from base 64 to 645 and encodes 193 amino acids. The transcript has 4 exons. NCBI's taxonomy places the organism in Eukaryota, Metazoa, Arthropoda, Insecta, Siphonaptera, Pulicidae. The record is from RefSeq and is a predicted model, not a curated record.
GUGGUUAACAUGACGAACGGAUAGAUAAGAUUAAAUAGGUAUCCAUUAUCUUCCGCCUUCACCAUGAUACAAUACUCUAGCGAGCGCUGGCUGACCUUCCUCUACGGCCUGAUCAUGGUCUGCGGCACCGUCUGCUCCGGUGCCUGCGCCGUCGCCUGGAAUCACUGGAAAUUCGUCCUGGACACCUGCACCAUAGACGUCACCUGUGGUUGUAUAUUGAAUGCCAGGUCGACGCAUCGGUACUUCACCGGAGGACAUGUCUCUUAUUGCCAUUGGGCGGUUUAUGGUCUGUUGCCAUCAGUAGCAGUCGCUUUGGUGUUUUUCAUGUAUCAUGGAUAUAGAGUGUGUAUUAAUAGCAAAGGGAAGCCGCCCAAGUCGUAUGAGGAGACUGUUAUUACUUCGAGAUCUCGAGAGCACAUAAGCAUGGUAACCCGCGUCAAAGACACCGCCUCACCUCACAAUGCUCCAAACGACGACGAAGCAAUCCACCUAUGCUGGCCUCCUGCUGCAGCAAUAUGCGCCCUCGUCUUUCUCGUCUGUCUGGUACACGCCUCAAUGUUGACCGACGGCUACUACAAAAGUUGCUACGAAUACAGAACCGAACUCGGUAAAAUCCUGAGGGCCAGCGGAAACCAAGUAAGAUAA